Messenger RNA from Periophthalmus magnuspinnatus, 1404 nucleotides. Its product is annotated as zona pellucida-like domain-containing protein 1. Lineage: Eukaryota; Metazoa; Chordata; Actinopteri; Gobiiformes; Gobiidae. The transcript has 12 exons. Gene Ontology annotation, cellular component: cell surface. The record is from RefSeq and is a predicted model, not a curated record. The coding region runs from base 1 to 1404 and encodes 467 amino acids.
AUGGUAGCAAAUGCCAAUCACCUGUCCGAUAUGAGGCAGAUUAAGUUCUACAGAACACUUCAGAUCGUGUGGCAGGCUUUUCUUUUGUACCAAUUUGCCAGAGUAGUUCUCGCCCAGACAGACCCCCGCUGCUUUGGAGAUGCCACUUUCAGAGCUCCGGCUAACACGGACAUUGAAGUGACCUGCGGCUCCGAGAGAGUGGGUCUGGCCAUUCUCCUUUGUCCCAUUCAGUUUAACGGAUAUAACGAGUCCCUGAUGGCUCUGAACUCAAAGCACUCCAACCCCAAGUGUCAAGGCAUGGCCGAUUGGAGCUCCAGUCCUCCAAAGCUCAGGUUCAACAUCACCAUCAAUGAAGACGCCAUCGCUGAGUGCGGCAGCAGCUUAGCAAUCUCUCACGAGGCUGGGACUGGGCAUUUUCAAGACUUCUCCACAGUGCAGUUCAUUAACAUCUCAGGUUCGAUCUGUUCCCACGACCCCACCAACGGAGCCAUCACGUACCACCAGGAGGUCAUGUACAUGUUCUCCUGCCGCUAUCCCCUGCAGUACCUGGUCAACAACACAGAGAUGAAUGUAGAAGGGGUCUCACUGGCAGUUAAAGACACUAAUGGGAGUUUCAUCAGCACUUUAAGCAUGCAACUGUAUUCGGACAACACGUACACAGAAAGCCUGUCGAUGCCACUGGAACUAAAAACAAGAAUUUUUGUUGAAGUCAAAGCCUCCAAUCUGACAAACAGGUUCCAUGUUUUUCUUGCUCGAUGCUACACCACAGCAUCACCUUUCUUCUCCACAACUACAUUUUACGACCUCUUUGUUGGGUGUCACCGUGAUGUUCAGACCGUGAUGGACACCAAUGGAGAGAAGCAGGUGGCUCGUUUCUCCUUCGAGGCGUUUCGUUUUAUCAAAGACACAAAUACGACCAUCUCCACCUACUACGUGCACUGUGCCACCCGCCUCUGUGUGGACUCGGUCUGCCCCACCCUCAUACAGAACUGCACAUCGAAGAGGAGGCGUAGGGCGAGUGAGCCGGACACUUCAGUGAGCGAUUUAGCCACAGUAACCUCCCGGCCAAUCACCAUCCACAUAGACAAUGGUAGGGCUAUCUGCUCACUGAUGAACAAGAACCAGCUCAUAAUAACAAAAGCCAUACACUUUAUAUCUGAAUGUGCUGGCAGCAUUGUGGGCUACGUACUAAGACCGGCGCGGUUUACCGUCAGUGUCCGCUCUUUCAAAGCGGUCAUAAGUUUCGGAGGAGGUGCAUCUGACAAAACAGUGGUUGCCGUGUCGGUCAUCGCUGGCAUCAUUGGCGCCGUCUGUGUAACCCUCGUGGCAUUUAUCGUCUACAACAAUUACUAUGCCAAAAGGGUGCCAGGACUGGGCAAGACUAUAAUGUACCCACGGGACUGA